AUGGAAUCCCAGGAGGGUAACAUAGAGCACCUACCAACAGUCAUAGAGAAGGACAACAUUCCCAGCGACAGGGACGAGAUUCCAUCGCCAGACCUCUGCCGAAAAUUCCAACACCUGAGCCAAAUUGCGGGAAAGAUCCCCGACAUCAGAGAAGACGUAGAUGUCCUACUAAUGAUCGGCAGGAACUGCCCAGAGCCUCUCAAAGCAGAGGCCCGACUAAGAAAUCUCCUCCGGACUCUUAACCGCAAAACAGAACUGAUGAGAGAGUACCAAGCCUUUCUGGGUAAGAUCCUGGACAUGAAACACGCAACCCCUGUGCAGAUAGAUGAGCCCACACCAGCUAAUGGCACAACGUGGUAUUUACCUCACUUUCCGGUUCGACACCCCAAGAAGCCAGACAUCAGAGUCGUCUUCGAUGCCAGUUCCGAGUUCAACGGCAUCUCUUUGAACCAGGUCUUACUCCAAGGGCCCGAUCAAAUGGACACACUACUCGGUAUACUCCUGAGAUUCAGAGUUGACAAGGUAGCCGUCAUGGGGGACGGGGAAAAGAUGUUCCACAACUUCCACGUCACCCCAAACCACCGCAAUUUCCUACGAAUCCUGUGGUUCCAGGACAAUAACCCCGAAAAGGCAAUCGUCCACCACCGGAUGAAUGUCCACCUCUUUGGGAACAUCUCUUCGCCCGCCGUCGCAACCUUUGGCAUCAGGAGGAUUGCCAGAGAGUGUGAAUCCACACACGGAAAAGACAUGUCAGAAUUCAUCCAUCGGGACUUCUAUGUGGAUGACGGGCUCACCUCACAACCAGAUACUGAAACGGCCAUCAGCUUGGUACUACGUACCAAAGACGCCAUAGCGACUGUCCUCGCCACGACGCUGUCAAGGACAGCCGAAGCAGAAUUACAAGGCAGAGUAGCCAUAAACGAAACCGUAUUCUACUCGGACAGCCGGGUGGUUCUUGGCCGCAUAGCCAAUGAAUCGAAACGAUUCCACGUUUACGUGGCGAACCGCGUUCACAAGAUCCACGCUGCAUCAAAGCCUUGUCCGUGGCACCACAUCUCAUCAGGCCAAAACCCUGCAGACCUAGCGUCAAGAUCAGUUCCCGCAGGACGGUUGAACGAUACAAACUGGUUCCGCGGGCCAGACUUCUUCUGGCAAUCUGGCCCACUGCCCGCCGGAACGACAUCAGCAAACACCGAACAUACCUAUGACGAGAACGACCCUGAAGUACGGAAGCAGGUUUCUGCAUCAGCAACUAAUGUCGAAGGGGAAGCCAACAAGCUAACUCUUCAAGGCGACACACCACAUCUGGGAUGUGCCUGUUUCUCUAGAUUCUCAAGCUGGCCACGCCUCGAACGAGCAGUUGGAAACCUGAUCAGAAGAAUUCAGACCUUCAAGGCAGGACGAGAUGACACCUCCGAGACCAGCCGGGAUGAAGUGCAAAGGGUCUCAUCCAAUCUAUCCAGUGCACAACUACAACAAGCAGAAAGAGCCAUCUUCAGGGCCAUUCAGAGCGAGUCCUUCAGUGACGAGGUACGAACCUUGAAGAAGGCAAGGACCGAACCCAACUCAACCAUCAGCAGGAAGAGCCCCCCCUCGGGCCUAGCCCCAUUCCUGGACGACGACGGAAUACUCAGAGUAGGCGGAAGGCUGAAACGAGGCAACUUUGAUUUGGGAGUCUGCCACCCCAUUGUCCUCCCAAAAGGAGACCACGUCUCUCGACUCCUGGUGGAACAUCUCCAUCGCGAAGUGCGUCAUCAAGGCCGACACCUGACGACUGGAGCUGUGAGCCAUGCUGGACUGUGGAUUCUUGGACUCCACAAACUAGUCAGGGGUGUCAUCAACCAGUGCACCACAUGCAGGAGACUUAGGGGAAAGCCGCUCAACCAGAUUAUGGGAGGACUCCCAGGGACAGACUCACGGCAGCACCACCCUUCACCAAAGUAG
Molecule: messenger RNA, 1944 nt
Organism: Acanthaster planci (crown-of-thorns starfish)
Lineage: Eukaryota; Metazoa; Echinodermata; Asteroidea; Valvatida; Acanthasteridae
Source: RefSeq, a predicted model, not a curated record